CAUUUCCUAAUCUGAAUUUGGCGAAUUUGGUGCUUUUUCCGCCUUGAUUGAUAUGCUUAGAAAGCUAAUUGCGUGAUCGCUGGACGAGAUGUGAAUCCCAGACAAAAUGAUCGCAGCUUCAGUUACACAGAAAAGAAAUAGUGGCUGGAAAUGAGUGCACUUUUCCGACGAGAGAGCUUGCUGCGAACGGGAGAAUCCAAGCCGGCCAGAGAUAUGAGACAGUGAGAGAGUAGAUUCAAUGGGAAGACAAGACCCCUUAUAAAGCUCGGCUUCGGGCUCGACGCAGUCCAAUCUCCGAAGAAGCUUCCGUGGGUCAAGACGCCGCUCUCUGUGGCAUCCGCUGACCAGCUCCCCAGUUCUCAGUCUGAUAACGCUCCUCGGCCGGUGAACGUCGUCGCUAGUCGCUGCUAGUCUCUGGAUAUAAAAACCUCAAUCGUAACCGAUCUCGCCAUGAAAUCGCCGUGCUGUGUUAGUGCUGUGAUUACACUUCUCCUCCUCGGGAUCGGCCACGCCCCAUCGCCAACUGCCGCCCAGUUCAAUCAGCGCAGGCAAGUUCGACAGAACUGCAUCACUCCGGAGAAUUACUAUGGCAGUUGUGUGACCCUGAGCUACUGUCCCCAGGUGGCCAACAUCUUUAGGACCAAUAACAGGGAGCGGGCGCAACGCUAUGUGAUCGCCCUGCAGCGCAGUUGUGGCACCCGCAACAUUAACGGGGAUCCGGUGGUCUGCUGCACUGAGCCCAGAAUUAACCCGGUCACAGAGCGACCCGUAAACCCCUUCUUUCCCACAGAACCCUCUUUCGUUGGACCGCAGCCUCCGCCGGAAGUGCCCGAGAAUCCCUUCUUCACGCGACCCAGAGAAACCACUACGACGACGACAACGACGACCACACCGGUUCCUCCUCCGGUUACCUCGGCGGCACCUAUCAUUGAACUCCGAGGCGAUGCUUGUCGCGGACCAGACCUCAAACCCGGAAAUUGUGUGGAACUCAACUUGUGUGCUUCGCUGCUGAAUGAACUGCGGGUGAAGCAGCGCGACCAAACCUUUGCCAAUUUCCUUCGUGCAUCUAGGACGGUCUGUGGCAACAAGGGCACCCAGGUGUGCUGCCCCAAUGGAAUGACGGUGGUCGCCACCACCAAGGCACCGAUCUUUCCAAAGAACACAGACGAAGUGCCGCGACGUCUGCUAAAUGUGGAAGAAGGAUGUGGCUCCACUGUGGGCUACUACAAGAAGAUCGUCGGCGGUGAAGUGAGCCGCAAGGGAGCCUGGCCUUGGAUAGCACUUUUGGGCUACGAUGAUGCCUCCUCGUCGCCUUUUAAGUGUGGAGGAACCCUGAUCACCGCCAGACAUGUGCUUACAGCGGCCCAUUGCAUCAGAGAUGAUCUGCAAUUUGUGCGGCUGGGAGAACAUGAUCUGAGUUCGGAGACGGAAACCACACACAUAGAUAUCAAUGUGGCAAGGUACGUGGCUCAUCCGGAAUACAAUCGCCGCAACGGACGCAGUGAUAUUGCCAUUCUGUACUUGGAGCGAAAUGUACCCUUCUCCUCCAAGAUCACGCCCAUUUGCCUGCCCAAGUCACAGCCUCUGCUCUCCAAGACAUAUGUUGGCUAUAUGCCUUUUGUGGCCGGUUGGGGGAAGACUCAGGAGGGCGGUGAGUCCGCCACUGUGCUCAACGAGCUGCAGAUUCCCGUCUACAAGAACGAGGUGUGCGCCCAGAGCUAUGCGGCCCAAAAGCGCUACUUCAGCGCCGAUCAGUUUGACGCUGCGGUGAUUUGUGCCGGAGUCCUGACCGGUGGCCAUGAUACCUGCCAAGGCGAUUCCGGUGGACCGCUGAUGAUACCGGAACAGAAUGCCCAGGACACACGGUUCUAUCUGAUCGGAGUGGUGUCCUACGGCAUUGGUUGUGCUCGGCCAGAGGUGCCUGGUGUGUACACCAGCACACAGUACUUCAUGGACUGGAUCACACAACAAGUCCAGGACACGUCUUAAGGAGCCGGCGUUGCCAUGCCAUAAAUGUUGUACUAAGUCAUGAUAAGUAAAAAUAAAUCUUGUAUCUGAGUCACUAAAAGUAGCUUAAGCUCAGCACUGGCAUUAGCUUAAAGUCUUGCCGCAUGAUUAUUUAUUAAAAAGAAGAAAUAAAUAUAUAAGAAACUGGAAA
Molecule: messenger RNA, 2158 nt
Organism: Drosophila kikkawai
Lineage: Eukaryota; Metazoa; Arthropoda; Insecta; Diptera; Drosophilidae
Product: ovochymase-1
Biological process (GO): proteolysis
Molecular function (GO): serine-type endopeptidase activity
Source: RefSeq, a predicted model, not a curated record